Molecule: messenger RNA, 3636 nt
Organism: Metarhizium album ARSEF 1941
Lineage: Eukaryota; Fungi; Ascomycota; Sordariomycetes; Hypocreales; Clavicipitaceae
Product: F-box domain protein
Exons: 2
Coding region: 1-3636 (1211 amino acids)
Molecular function (GO): protein binding
Source: RefSeq, a predicted model, not a curated record
AUGGACCACCCCGUCGUGACAGGAGCGCGGCCGUCCAGCAUCGAAAAGGCGCCUCUUCACAUCUCAACCGACUCCGACGCCUUCCAUCGACUUCCCGACGAGAUCAUCGAGCAGAUACUCCUCGCCGCCAAACCCAGCGACUUCGCCUCCCUGAUUCUCCUCAAUCGCAAAUGGAGAGCAACGUCUCAGCGUCCUCACAUUUAUGCACAUCAUCUAGCUCAUUGCCCGUCCUAUGCGGCCUCUCAUCCCCGCGUUCCUACCGCUGUCCAUGACAAUCUACCCACGCUUCGCCGUCUUUUUGCGCGACAGGUCAAACGGAACCUCUUCGAGCCUUACCUGCGCCCCAAACGGACCUUGAUAAAGCUCGUCUCCAAUUCAAUCAGCUCUUCGUCGGCUCCGGGCGGGGAGGGAAUGCAGUUUGCCUCCUCGCCCAGAGGCCAGCACAUUCUGGCAUACAACUCGUCGAGAAUCUACGUCAUCGAUGUCUGUAGCUCCGCUGUCAGCGUUGAACGGGAGUUGAAGAUUCAACGGCGACCAGCUGCGGCUUGCGUUACUGAUGACGCUCAUACCCUGGCCGUCUUGUCGAGUGAGAUGCAGGUGGAUAUUUAUGACAUGACCCAAUCGCCACCACAUAGAGAGCACUCCCUCGUUUUGGACAAUAAGCCGCAGACAAUUGCAUUAUCAUCCUGCGGCGCCGUUCUUGCCGCCGCAUAUGACGGAGGGAUCGAGGUGUUCUCCGUGAAGUCUUCGACCCUGGCGACGGAGAAGCGGGCUGUCAAAUGUGACGCAGUCGACGCCUUGGCCUUUUCGCUCGACGGAACCCAGCUUUUGGGCACCACUGUAAACUCUUGUCCGCCGUCCACUGUGGUUCUGACAGCACCGUACUAUGAUCCCGGCAGCCAGAUGUUGGAGGAAAAUGCGGGUGCCAUGUGGACAACCUCCAUCCUUUUCCCCAAUACGAGCCGUGACUGCAGUCACGCCAUAUGGUUGCCCGACGACGAGCACGGAGAGCCCGAGUGGACAUUCACCUAUGACCGCAGCUUCGAAACCUUUCGCGCCGUCCGACUCGAUGAUCUCCGGAAUGGCACAACUUACUUCACAGGCCCGAUUCCAAAUGCCAAACUGCAGACCAAGCUAUUGCCCUGUACUCUGCCCGCCACCACCUCUCAGGGGGAGCUGGUUUCGGCGGGCUUUCAGGGCAGCGAGGUUUGGAUUUAUGGCGUUCCCCAGGACCUGGAUGCUGUACCCGAAGCCUCGCCAGCAAGUCGUGAUUCUUCGUCGAAUUCGAACUCGUCAGGACUGGGCAGGCAUAAUAAUAGUGCUCAAAGCAGCUUGUCCCGUCGCACUUCGACCAGGGGUCAAGAUGGUGCUGAAACCGAGCGAGUGCCUCAGUGGCAGAUUCUCUGCGACAAGCUGCGGAACAAUCUUGUUGCCGGCUUCAAGGUUACCGAGUUGAGUGGUCUUGGUAGUGUCAAGUGGGUUGGGAACUUUGGCCAGCAUUCCUCCCAGGAACGGCUUGUAGUUACCGCCACUGGAGUCUCGGGCCCGAAGCUAGUGACGGAUGAAGAGGAUGUCGACUUUGUCGACGGCGGGCGUAUCGUUUUGCUGGACUUUGAUUACGGCCUUGUGAAUGGAGACCGUACAGAAGUCACGAUUGAAGUAGGAACUGAUAAUGCCGAACCCCUGGCCGAGGAACGACAUGACCUGGAAACAGAGGUGGCCAUAGUCCGGCGAAGAACUGUCGCCCAGAGGCGAGGAGGCAGCGCUGCUCUCCUUCGAGCAGCAACCACCGUCGCCGGGCGAGAGCCACUCCCUCGACUCGUAGUACCCAGCACCAUUGCAAAUGCUCACGACGACGACGACGACGACCCGCUGGCCCCGAGGACGAUUGGACAACACCCCAUCAACCGCCGGACCGCAGCACCCACUUCGCAGGCCGAGGAAGAAGUCGCGUCCAUGGAUGAGCAGGAGGCUCUUGAUGCACCCUACGCACACGCUAGCCCUCGGUCUGGCACCACUCUUCGUCGGGCAGCCACGGCCGCGGCCGUGAACCGGCGACUGAAUCCCCGCACGGCAGAUGGCCGCCCCAUUGAGUAUCGCCGGGCAGACGGCCGCGCUGAACACCCUCAUGAAAGUGAUGCCGACAACUGGGUGCCUCCUCCCCCUCCUUAUCAGAAGGAGGACCCCGGUGAUAUGCCAGACUUUAUGCGCGGACCAUCCGUGGCGCCAAUGGCAGUCACGAACGACUUCCCACCCCCUUCCGCCGGCGGCGGCUCCACUGGUGAAGCUUUCGACAACUCCCCAACGUCGGCCCUGGAGCAGUCGGCGCAGGCAAAGUGGACUGGGCCUCAACAUCAAGACAGGCGGGCUCAGCAGGAUCCCACAAGUGAGGCCGCAAAUAUGAAUAGACUGGAGGCGGUAGACCUACCUCGACCGGUAUCCACACCUUCUAUGCAAUCAGUCCAGGGCGACGAUAUCUACGACGUGUCGCCGCCAGCUUCCUUACGCAUACCAUCUACGCACCCCAGCGAGUCCGCGGCGCCCCCGGGGCAAAUAUCGUCUCCUACAUCCCGCGGAAACACAUCGGCUGCAGCCUCUUUCGACUCGGCCCCGUCACAGCAAUGGACCGAGUUCCCUCGAGCGACACCGGAGGCCGCCUCCCCGACUCCCGAACCCAGCAACAGGCCUGGAGCGCGGCCUGGAGCGCGGUCUGGAGCGCGGCCUGGAGCGCCGGUGUUGGAGCUGCGAAUUCCCUCGUCUCCGUCGAACCUCGCUGGCGCCUCAGGAGCAGAGCCGCGGCGCCUGUCCAAUGCCCGAACGUGGCCCAAGCAAUUUCAGCCAGGAGCACAGUCGAGCGUGGGCCCGCCACGGCAGUUUCCUGGGCAUCCUCUUACCGCUCCGCCUCUGGGCGUGACUGCGAACGAUUUGGCAGCGGGGUUUCUGCCGCCCGCGCCAAGUUCCGGCCAGAUCGCGAGCCUCAACAAGAGGAUCAGCCAGGGCAACCCUCGCCGGCUGUCGGGCAAUGCUUGGAAUCAGCAGCUCUGGAUGGACAAGGGCCGCAGCGCGACGACGGAGGAGCCGCGUGGCUCGCCGUCGCAGGCGCAGUCCCCGGCGUUUCCUGCCGACGAGGGGCGGUUCCACGUCGCCGACUCGGACCGGCCCCUCAUCAUCAGCACGCCGACGGGGAUUUCUGGGUCCCACGAUCCGCCUCAACGGCGGGGGUCUGCCGCGAACCACGCCGAAACGCCCAUCCUCGCUCCGAUCCCCCGGCGGCCGCGGCCCGCGCACUUCCCGAGGCCGGGGGGCACCGCGCAGCAACUGCAGAAUAUUUACAACAACCAGCCGGCGCCGGCGCCACUGCCCCCCCAUUUGCGCCCCAGCGCCAACGCCUUGCCCAUGUGGAUGAGAACGCCGUCGACGUCGUCACGCAGGACGCCAAACGGCGUCAGCCGGCGUCGCAGCCGGGCGGAGAGAAGCGCAGCAAAGAACGUCAAGGACGCCAAGAAGAGGGGAUGGAUACCCAAGAAGAAGAAGAAGAGAGAGGAGGAGGGGGGGGAGCGUGUCCCCGACAGCGGCGGGUGGGUUGACGUAGCCACGCCCUCGAAGCCCAAGGAGAACAAGUGCGUCGUCAUGUGA